UGUCUGUGAAAAUUAUGUAUGGUACGUAGGCCAAUUGCGGAGAGACAGCAUACAAUAUGAUGACAGUUGGCAAACAACCCAUUUGGCAGCAACGAUGCACUAGAGCGUGCCUCCUACCAAUACGCAUUGUUGUAGCGACAAUGGGCUUCUUUGGACUGGUCUGCGCCUUUACGAACCGGGUCUCGAUUGCACACAUUAUCCUUGAGCUGGUUGCGCACAGGAAUCGAACGGACCCGAUUGAUCGAAAGGGCAGCGGGGUAUGUGCACCCGAUGGCGGUGUGAGCGCGGAAAGAAUUAAUCGAAGAAUCAAUCACGAGUGGUCCGAGUCGCUGCAGGGCUUCAUUUUGGGUUGCUUUUACAUCGGCUACUUUGUCGUCCACAUCCCCGGCGGCAUGCUGGCCGACAGAUUCGGUGCCAAGUGGGUCUUGGGCAUCUCAAUGCUGUGCUCAGCGUUGUGCACUAUUUUCACUCCACUUAUAGUCGAAAUCUUCCACGAGAAGGGCCUGAUAGCUGUGCGUAUUUUGAUGGGAGUCGCACAAGGGUCGAUUUUUCCUGCUCUUACCGUACUACUAUCACACUGGGUGCCCCCGAGGGAGCGCUCGACAUUGGGCGCCUUCUGCUACAGCGGAGUCAGCGCCGGCACCGUGGUAAGCAACCUGGGCUCUGGCUUCAUGAUCCACUACCUUCCCUGGGGCAUGUGCCUCAUAGUGUUUGGCACAGCGACAAUGUUCUGGAUGAUCGCAUUUGUCCUAAUAUGCGCCAGCACACCAAACGAGCACCUAUUCAUCAGGCCAGGCGAAAAGGCUUACCUGAAGAGGCACAUACCAGUGCAGAAGGAGAUCCUGUCAACACCCUGGAGAAGGAUAUUGUUCAGCAAGGCAUUGAUUGCAUUGGCCAUCUCCCAAAUGGGCCACGACUGGGGAUUCUUCGCGAUUGUCAGCUACCUGCCCAAAUAUAUGUCCGAUGUCCUUCAGUUUUCUAUACUCUCCAACGGCAUCAUGACCUCCUUGCCCUUCAUUGCGCUGUGGCUUAGCUCUCUGAUUUGUGGCUUUCUGGCCGAUUGGCUAAUACGCACCAGACGAAUGACGCUCAAUGUGGAGCGAAAAGUAUUCACAUUCAUUAGCGCCUUUCUACCAGGAGUGCUCAUGGUCGUAGCCUCGUAUGUCGGAUGCAAUAAGAGUUUGGCUGUGGCAUUCUUCACGCUCUCGCUGUUCACGAUGGGCCCGUUCUAUGCAGGCCAAAAGCUAACGCCCAUGGACAUGUCGCCCACUUAUUCGGGAACCAUUAUGGCCAUCUGUAAUGGACUGGGCUCGGUAAUCGGAGUGGCAUGUCCCUCCAUUAUUGGCAUCAUGACAACCGACACUACAAUGAGGCAAUGGCGCUCCGUAUUCUGGCUGAGCUUUGCUAUUCUGGUCUUCUCCGGCAUCGUAUUUGCGGUGUGGGGCACCGCCGAUCGCCAGGCCUACGAUCCAAGGAUCCAAAGGCAGAGGAGGCGCAAGAGAUCGCACAAACCAUUGGACGUGUUUACUUGAUACCUGACUAAAUGUUUAGUUUUAUCGAUUUGCAAGCUACUUAUGAUAUUUGUAUAUAUGUAAUAUGAUGUAACUAUUUUCUACGCCCUUUUUACGACAACAAUAAUUUAACUUUUGCAUACCUUUUCA
Molecule: messenger RNA, 1661 nt
Organism: Drosophila navojoa
Lineage: Eukaryota; Metazoa; Arthropoda; Insecta; Diptera; Drosophilidae
Product: dietary and metabolic glutamate transporter
Biological process (GO): transmembrane transport; monoatomic anion transport
Cellular component (GO): membrane
Molecular function (GO): transmembrane transporter activity
Source: RefSeq, a predicted model, not a curated record